CUGUUUCUGGUUAAUCGGACUGGGAAAUGGGUUGUUUCUGUCAAGACUGCAACAAGGCCUGAUAAGUUAUUUUAUCACUGGAAGAUCCUAAUCAAACAACACGAAAGUGGCAGAGAGAUUGUCCAGUAUCACUCCUGCUGCCUCUUUCCUCCCCACCCAAGCGGAAGCAAAGGACCACUCCCAAUUAUAUAAGAGAUAGAGCCCAAAAUAAUUUGUUAUUGGGCUGUUAUGAAUACCCUUGAGGGAAGGGUUAGCGCUGGAUGGGUGAGGCGCUCGCUGCUCUAUCGGGACAGCUCCCCAGCUCCCUCUUUGGGACAAGGACUGCGACGCGGCUGGACGGGGCGGGUCAGCCUCCGCCUCUCCGAGCUCUCAUUCCAUUUUUCUCGCUGCUUCCAUGAACUUGGCCGCGGGCAGCCAUCCCUCCCGCCGCCUUCCCCGGCCGCAUUCCCAGGUGAGGCAGAUUUUCUCUUCCAAAAUGACUUUACGAGUUCUGGUUUUGUGUUUGGCAUAUCCUGGGCUUGCAAAGGCAAAUGUGGUUCCACAGGCUGGACACACAAAAGUGAGGAUGGGUGACAGUGUGACUCUGAGCUGUGCCCUGACAAAACCCAUGGAUGUUCUGCAAGUGACGUGGCAAAAGAACUCAGAAGACUCAUAUGCCAAUAUAGCUACAUACAGUAAAACAAACGGAUUAAAGAUUCACAGGCCCUAUGAAGACAAAAUUAAUUUCACAAGUUUGGAACUCAACAAGACAAGCAUAACUUUUUGGGACACUAGAAUGGAUGAUUCAGGAUGUUACAAGUGUCUCUUCAAUGCUUACCCUUUCGGCUCCUUGUCAGGAAAUAACUGCCUGAGUGUUUUUGGUCUUAAUGCAUCUGUCCAUCACAACAUUUCUGAAGGUCAUUUGAUAGUCAUCUGUAGUGCUGAUGGCUUCCCAGAGCCCACCAUCACCUGGAACAACCUGUUCAAUUCUACUCCUACACAGAAGACAGUCAAGCACAAAAAUGGCAUUGUGUCCAUCACAAGUAAACUGGAAAUCUACAACAUUCAGAGCAUCAGUGCACGGGAUUUGACCUGCAGAGUAAGCAACACAAAUGAAACAUUUGAAUUGCCUGUGGAAAUCAAAGGAGAAGAGGAAUCAUCAUUGCUUUGGCUGGUGAUUAUUGCAGUGCUUCUAGUAGUCAUCAUAGUUCUGAUUCUGAUUUUGCUGUUCUGGAGGAAGAUCCUAUGCAGGAGGAGUUGAACUGGGUCCUGAGGAUUUUCAUCCUUCUACCAGAUCAUUAGAUGCCAGCAAGCUCAAGUCAACAUUAGACCUAGUGACUUGACUGACUGGAAAGAAGCAGCAAAAAAAGGAGAAGACCUCAUAUACACUGCCCUAUCUGGAAGCUGAGUUGAUCACUGAAAUGAUUAACAAAAUGUUUGUUAUCUGGUCUAGGCCCUUAAUCUUAAAAUGAAGGACUGGAGGGACCACUUAGUCUGCUGCUCUGCAGAGAAGAUUUUUGUCAGGCAAAACCUUCUUUACCCAUGCCAUUCUUGGUACUGCUGCUGGGCAAAAUGUGCUCGUCUUCUUCCAGCUGAGUUUUGAAAAUAUCCACGGAUAGAAGCUCUGCAGACUCUCUGGGGAUUCUCUUCCAGUGCCUAAUUGCUUUUGCAGUAGAGAGGGAUUUAAGUUUUGCCAAUAUCUGUCUGCAGUUUCACUUGCAGCAACUCAGAGUUCAUUGCCCUCUUCCAGUCAUCUGGUUUUUCUUCUUUUAUCCAACUGUUCCAACUCCUUUUUCUCUGUCUGAAAGACCUGCUUGACUCAAAAUCACAGGACUCAAGCCACACAGAAUUUGUCAAAAUUAUUGGGGAAGAGCAAUAGGUCUCCCAGCAGGUGACUAAAUGAAGCCACAGUUUGAAAAGAAGAAUUGUAAGUAAUUUGUAUCGUAUAAAAGUAAUUUACUUUAUUUGAAUUCUUGCUAAUCCUGAAGUGUUUUCUUCUGUGUUUUCUGGGUUUUUUAGGGAUGUGUGUUGUGGGGUUAAAUAUGUAAGUGAGGAGGAGAUGGUAACAAAGGCCAGUAGUGGAAGCACUGUCUUCUCAAUUUUUCCUUUCUAUUAAUACCCUAUCCUACUCCUUGUUGAUCUGCCAAGAGGCAUGGAUUUUGUCAAUAGUUUUUGUGCUCAUCUUAUGUACCGUUCAGAGUAGUCUUCCCUGUCUUCAUCCAUUUUUAUUGUGUCUUUUAAAACACAGAUAAAUCGCUUAGCUGGUCAAAAGUCAUUGUUCCAUGGCUGGGCCUCGUUUGGUGGGAUGUCACACUCUGAGCUCACAAUUCUGUGUCACUACUGUGGCUGCAAUGAUAUCAGCUUGCCAGUCUUACAGAGGCUGAGCUUACUGAUUUGUCAUGCACUUGGUAGCAGAUAAAGACACUGCACUAUUCUUAGGAGCUGGGACCUAAUUCUGCUUCUGUCCCAGGUUGGGCUGGCUCCUCCCCUGCCAUCCCAAGUUGCUCAUCACUGCCAGCCCAAGGCUGAUGUGGCCGUUUCCAGGCUUAAAGUUCCUGGUGCUUGACUCCCUCUUUCUGGGCAGCAGCAGGCUGCCCAGGAGGACUGUGCACUCCUGGGCAUUGCCCUGCAGCUCCUCAUCUUCGUGACGGGUUGAAGGCUCCAGGUGCCUUCUGCUUCUGUGCUUGUUUCAGUUGGGACAGAGUCAAUUUUCUUGAUAGAAGUUGGUAUGAGGCUACCUUUCCAACUCUCCCAUUCCCUCCUGGGGGACUGUGCAAGCAGCUGUGUGGUGUCUAGUUGCUGGCUGGGGUUAAACCAUGACAGCCUCUGAGCACCCUCAAAGGGCUCUGCACCUGCCCCACAGGGCAGAGAUUGCUAAAAGCAAGACUGCCUCUGGGUGUACCUGCCCAGUGGCCACUUUACUGAAAGGACAGAUAGAUGGGAUGAGUGCUACUGUUCAGGGUGUUUCUCAGUCCUCCUUAUGUCUGCCAUCGUAUGAUGAUCACUAACAGUAUUCUCUUUUCUUUUGGCUUUGAUGAGCAUUUGUUUGUGCAUAUGAAAUACUCCAUCUUACCAGAGUGUGUAGCACUUUGGACUGUGCCUUUUAUGUCACAUGUUUACUAAGGGUACAAACUGUUAAGCUGAAAAACCAGCAGUGGAGAUUUAAAACUUAGGACUCAGCAUUCAGAAUAAGUAUUUUGCUGGUUCUAGAGCAGUGGCCUUUCCAGAGUCUGGUGAAAAGUUUUGUGUGUUUAUGCUUACGUUAUUGCAGAUGUGAGGGGCGAUGUUUGUUCUACAUUUGUAGGUGCAAUAUGAAUUAUUUAUUUGUACAUUUCACUUUUUCUAAUUAAAAAAAAAAAAUCUGAUCUAACCAAAACACCAACUUUUUUUUUCUUCCUAUUUGUUUGAGAUACCAAAAAUGCGUCAUUGCAAGUUGGGCUUUUUAGUAGUUUUGAUUUAUACUUUGCUUCCUUUCUGAACAGAAAAUGGGAGUUCAUGGGGCUUUUAAUGUGUUUUGGGGUAUUUUUUCUUUUUAAAAGAAGAUUUUGAACAAAACUUUUGAGAUAAGUUUACGGAAGUAUUUUUGACCACAGAAACUACAGUUUAGUUCAGAUUUGAAAAUAACUUUAGUCGUUCAAAACAGUGUAUUCUAUAUUUUUACAAUCAUUGUCUGUCAUGUUUGUUGCUUAAUUAUUUUUUAUCUAAAGUUACAUGCUUUACUGAUACAUUGUCUGUCUUGUUUUCUGUAUUUCCCUAGAUGAAAAGAAGACAAAUAAAGCAAAUUUGAACAUAA
Messenger RNA from Prinia subflava (tawny-flanked prinia), 3772 nucleotides. Its product is annotated as OX-2 membrane glycoprotein-like. Lineage: Eukaryota; Metazoa; Chordata; Aves; Passeriformes; Cisticolidae. The transcript is spliced from 6 exons. Gene Ontology annotation, biological process: negative regulation of neuroinflammatory response; heterotypic cell-cell adhesion. The record is from RefSeq and is a predicted model, not a curated record. The coding region runs from base 395 to 1240 and encodes 281 amino acids. Gene Ontology annotation, molecular function: cell-cell adhesion mediator activity. Gene Ontology annotation, cellular component: cell surface; neuronal cell body; axon.